AUGGACCAGAAUGGAUCUUCUCAGAACCAGCCUGGGGAACAGGUGAUCUACAAGGUUGAAGUGACUACGGGACAAGGCCUUUUGACGGGGACUUUCGAUUUGAUCUCCAUCGUCUUGGUGGGCACCAACGGAGAAAGCCCCAAGACGUACCUCAACCAGUUUGGGAUGACCUGCUGUCAAGGAUCGUUGGAUCGCCCAGAUGUGGGACUUCAACUCCCAGAAUUCCCAGUAAAACCAGUGCUUCCGGGAGCUGCCCUUCCCGAUUUGUUGCACCACAACGAAUCGGGCUACACGGGAUUGUCACUAGCAAGUGAUUGGCAGCGAGGACUGUGCUUCCUCCCACCUGGCCUCUUUGAGGCCAAAAUGAAAGGCUUCUUGUACAAACCAUAUUCCUGGGAGAAGCUGGAGGACAUCCGCAAGAUCUUCUGGUUCUACCACACUCCUGUCUCAGAGUUCGUUUUUAAGCACUGGAAAGAUGAUGCUUUCUUCGGGUACCAAUUUCUGAACGGAAUCAACCCCAUCAAAAUCCAGAAAUGCACCGAUAUCCCGGACAAUUUCCCCGUCACCCAAGAGAUGGUGGCGCCAACUUUGGGAAGAUCCACCACCCUGCAAGAAGAACUGAAGAAAGGGACCAUCUACCUGGUGAACUACAAGAUCCUGGAGGACAUCCCCACUAUUUUAUUAAACAACAAGCAGCAAUAUAUCGCGGCCCCUCUUUGCCUCCUCCAUCAGAAAGCCAGCGGAGAAGUUCUCCCCCUGGCUAUCCAGCUCAGCCAGCAUCCCGGUCCUCAAAGUCCCAUCUUCCUGCCCACCGACGAGGAGUGGCUCUGGACCUUAGCCAAGACCUGGGUGCGAAACUCCGAGUUCCAUACCCACGAGGUGAUCGCCCACCUGCUCCGCGGCCACCUGAUGUCCGAGAUCUUCUCGGUGGCCACUCUGAGGACCCUCCCCAUGUGUCACCCCGUGUACAAGCUUCUGAUUCCUCACUUGCGCUACUCCAUCCACAUCAAUGUGUUGGCUAGGACUUUCCUGAUCAGUCAAGGGGGCACCUUUGAUAAGGCCAUUGCCACCGGGCGCCGGGGAUUAGCGGUGCUUCUCCGAAAAGCCACGGAUGAUCUGACCUACACCCAGCUCUGCCUCCCGGAUGACAUCGAAGCCCGGGGAGUGGGCGACCUCCUCCACUACUACUACAGGGACGAUGGACUGAAGAUCUGGGAAGCCAUCAAGAGGUGA
This is a messenger RNA of Thamnophis sirtalis, 1233 nucleotides long. NCBI's taxonomy places the organism in Eukaryota, Metazoa, Chordata, Lepidosauria, Squamata, Natricidae. The record is from RefSeq and is a predicted model, not a curated record.